AUGGAUCUAAUUAAGGAAUCAUUUCCACCUGACAUCGCGGAGCUUUUCCGAGUGUGCCUGACUGGUAGCUAUUUCUCAUGGAACAGCAACUAUUACGAACAAACAGAGGGUGUCACAAUGGGCAGCCCAAUCAGCCCAAUAAUUGCUAAUUUCUUUAUGGAAAGAUUUGAAGAAAAAGCGCUAGAGUCAUCAGUUCUGAAGCCCGCAGUAUGGUUUCGUUAUGUGGACGAUACAUUUGUUGUUUGGAAACAUGGACGAGACAGCCUAGAUGACUUCCUUCAUCACCUUAAUACACAAAGCCCGAGCAUAAAAUUUACUAUGGAAACCGAAGUAAACAACCAACUGGCCUUUCUCGAUGUGCUUGUCAAGAGAAAUGGAGACCAUUUGGAUCACACGGUGUAUCGAAAACCCACUCAUAGAGACCGGUACUUGCACAAUCUGUCAAAUCACCAUCCAAGCCAAAAACAGGGGAUUUUCGGAACAUUAGCAAAUAGAGCAAGACGCAUUUGUGCUAAGGAUCACAUACAAGAGGAACUAAGUCACUUAAAGCCUUUCUUGCUAACGGGAACGAGACUUACGGAACACAAGAGAAGCUGCGGGUUAGGGCAAACAGACAAGUCGGCCGUAGCAGAACAUGCUCUAAGAGAUGGUGACCACAAAAUCCAGUUCAAAGACACCCAAGUCAUUGCCGCAACAUCUGGAUAUCAUCCUCGUCUGAUCAGGGAAGCUGUUGAAAUUCACAAACAUCCAAAUAAUUUCAACAGGAAGGAAGAAACUCUCUACCUAAACAGAAUUCGGCAUCCAGCUAUAUCUAGGACCAAGGUAGCAGUACAGAGAAGUAGACCAGUUUCGGAAGAACCACCACCUUAA
Molecule: messenger RNA, 870 nt
Organism: Sitophilus oryzae (rice weevil)
Lineage: Eukaryota; Metazoa; Arthropoda; Insecta; Coleoptera; Curculionidae
Exons: 2
Coding region: 1-870 (289 amino acids)
Source: RefSeq, a predicted model, not a curated record